GAAAACGAGUUGGAUCGUCAAGUUUUGGCCAGCAACUGCUGGGCAUUCGAUUGAGGGGGGUAUAAAUUAAACAAUCGGGUAGUAAACAAGACAUACUUGAACAUCAAGUCGACUCAGUAGCAACUCUUCCUCUAAUCAUCAUGUACAAGUCAAUGACUCUUUUGGUUUUGGUGGCUUUGGCUGCUUGUGUUGUUUCCAUGGAGACUCAGGACCAAGAAGCUGCUGAGCAAUACUACAGCAUUCACGGUGUUUACCCCAAAUGGUACACCUAUAGGACCCCUGGCUACACCGCAGUUCAAAGUUACCCUUACCUCGCCUACGCCGGCUAUCCCUCCACCUACACCGGCUAUCCCUCCACCUACACCGGCUAUCCCUCCACCUACACCGGCUAUCCCUCCACCUACACUGCCGGAAUCAAGAACGUAGUCUCUCCUUAUUACGCAGCUUAUCCCUAUGGUUACAACUCCUAUCCUUAUGCUGCUCCCUACAUUCCUUACGUCGCUCCGGCCGCCCCAGCAGCCCCUGCCAAGGCCUAACCUGAUCCGCAAAACACAGACUUGAACCACAUCAAAACAUCCUCUCGAUAUUGUCAUUUUAUGAUGAAUAAAAAAGUGGCACGUUUUUAAACAGCUUACAAUUGUACGACGAACAACCAGGCAACAAUACAAUGAUAUCAUAUGGACAGUGAA
Molecule: messenger RNA, 689 nt
Organism: Daphnia magna
Lineage: Eukaryota; Metazoa; Arthropoda; Branchiopoda; Diplostraca; Daphniidae
Exons: 2
Coding region: 141-536 (131 amino acids)
Source: RefSeq, a predicted model, not a curated record